Aspergillus fischeri NRRL 181 is the source of this 741-nucleotide messenger RNA. RefSeq names its product orotate phosphoribosyltransferase. Gene Ontology annotation, biological process: pyrimidine ribonucleoside biosynthetic process; 'de novo' pyrimidine nucleobase biosynthetic process; pyrimidine nucleotide biosynthetic process. The transcript is spliced from 2 exons. NCBI's taxonomy places the organism in Eukaryota, Fungi, Ascomycota, Eurotiomycetes, Eurotiales, Aspergillaceae. Gene Ontology annotation, cellular component: cytoplasm. Gene Ontology annotation, molecular function: orotate phosphoribosyltransferase activity. The record is from RefSeq and is a predicted model, not a curated record. Bases 1 to 741 code for a protein of 246 amino acids.
AUGUCUGCUUCCGUUCCUCCUCCGGCCGCCGAUCAGGAUUACAAGGCGUCACUGCUCCCACUACUGAUCUCCAACAACGUCCUUUCUUUCGGCACAUAUACCCUCAAGUCCGGUCGUGAAUCUCCCUACUUCUUCACUUCGUCUCUGCUUCACACUGCACCUCUCCUCCGGGCCACAUCUGCCGCCUACGCCAGCGUUCUAUCCGCCGAGCCUUUUGUAAAGACUGCCGCCGAUGGCACACUCAGCCCCAACUUUGAUAUCAUUUUCGGUCCUGCUUACAAGGGCAUCCCCAUCGCCGCGGCCGUGACCAACGAACUAGCCGUGCGUGACUCUAUCGGCGGAACCCACACCUGGGACAAUGUCAGCUAUUCAUUCAACCGCAAGGAGGCCAAGGAUCAUGGCGAGGGUGGAAAUAUCGUCGGUGCCCCAUUGAAGGGUAAGCGGGUUGUCAUCGUCGACGACGUGAUCACGGCGGGAACGGCUUUGCGCGAGGCUGUAGGCAUCAUCCAGAAAGAAGGCGGUAUUGUCGCUGGUGUCGUUGUCUUGCUCGAUCGUGAGGAGAGGGUCAGCGAUGCGGAGCCCAAGAGCGCUGUCGGUGUUGCGCAGAGGGAUCUUGGGGAGAGCAUCCCCAUUCGGGCUGUCAUUGGUCUCCAUGAUUUGAUUGAGAAGCUGGGUGAUAAGAUCGGCGAGAGCGAAAUCCAGCGGUUGAAGGACUACAGGGCUCGCUAUGGUGCUGAAUAA